This is a messenger RNA of Oncorhynchus keta (chum salmon), 7200 nucleotides long. RefSeq names its product protein bicaudal D homolog 1-like. NCBI's taxonomy places the organism in Eukaryota, Metazoa, Chordata, Actinopteri, Salmoniformes, Salmonidae. Gene Ontology annotation, biological process: protein localization to organelle; positive regulation of receptor-mediated endocytosis; regulation of microtubule cytoskeleton organization. Gene Ontology annotation, cellular component: Golgi apparatus; cytosol. The transcript has 8 exons. The record is from RefSeq and is a predicted model, not a curated record. Gene Ontology annotation, molecular function: dynactin binding; dynein intermediate chain binding; cytoskeletal adaptor activity. Bases 808 to 4182 code for a protein of 1124 amino acids.
CAUGGGGGUACUGUGUGUAGAUUGCUGAUGAAUUGUUUUUGUUUAAUCCAUUUGAGUUUAAUGCUGUAACAUAACAAACUGUGGGAAAAGUAAAGGGGUCUGAAUACUUUCCGAAGGCACUGUAUAGGGACUAUAUAUGGGGACAUAUCAGGGGUCCUUGGGUGGAAAGGAUUGGAACCCCCUGGUGGAGAGGGAUGGUAUAAAACAAAUGAUCAGGCAUAUAGCUAUCCUGCCGCGUUAGUUUAUUAAUAACCGUGAUCACCAACGGUGAAGAAAAGGUUGUAAAAGCAACAGAUGUCAUCACCAACAUAAAUAUCUCCAACAUAAACAUGGUCCUCCUUGUCUGUGGACCGGCCCAGCGUGACGAGCAGUAUUCAUACGGUACAGCAGAGGGAGAGAUGUGCGGGUGAACGCUCGACGUCACAGCCAUAGGCAGCAGAAGGAUGGGCGAGAGUUGUGUGUACCUUGCCGCUGCUUCAUGGCAAUAGAGAGAGAUGGCGUCCGCAUCCCGAUGAAUAAGCAAAAAAAGAAGAGGAAAAGGGUGAUGCUGGACCCUACUACGCCUAGAUGGGAAACCGUUUCAUUAAACACAUCAGCUAUGGAGGGAUUCAUCUCUCUUUCACAAUAAUUUCGCUCCGGGGAUGUUAACGCCCUUUUCAUGCGUUUUUAAACUCCUCGUCUGAUUCCUUCCAACGGGGGUGUGGGGAUUGUUGUCCGGUAGGCUACAUCUGUUUUCUUCCUCCGCUUCUCUGCCCAUCCGACGCAGGGGCGAGGAGAAGAGGAGAGAAGGAGAAGAGAGGGAGAGCGAUGGCUGCUGGAGGAGGAUGCGGGGAGACGGUGGAACAUUGCCGGGCAGAGGUGGAGCGUUUGACCCGUGAGCUGGCGGAGGCGAACCGGGAGAAGGUCCGGGCUGCGGAGUGCGGUCUGGUGGUUCUGGAGGAGAACCAGACCCUGAAGCAGCAAUAUUCGGAUCUAGAGGCCGAGCAAGAGGCGCUCCGACAGGAGCUGGAGCAGCUACAAGAGGCGUUUGGCCAGACCUUCUCCACCCAGCGCAAGGUGGCUGCGGACGGGGAGACCAACGAGGAGACCCUCUUGCAGGAGUCAGCCACGAAGGAGGCGUACUACACGAGUCGCCUGCUAGUGAUCCAGUCAGAGCUCAAACAGAGCCGGGCCGUCACAGUCAACACACAGGCCGAAAACGAACACCUCAGUACCCUGCUGAAGGAGCUCAGAGAGAGUAAUGAGAUGUUGGAGCUGCAGCGGAGCCGGAUGAGAGAGGAGAUCAGGGAGUAUAAGUUCAGAGAGGCUCGACUCCUACAGGACUACACUGAGCUGGAGGAGGAGAACAUCACCCUCCAGAAACUAGUGUCCACUCUCAAACAGAAUCAGGUGGAGUACGAGGGGUUAAAGCAUGAGAUCAAGGUUCUGGAGGAGGAGACCGAGCUGCUGAACAGUCAGUUAGAAGACGCCUUACGUCUCAAAGACAUCUCCGAGGCCCAGCUAGAGGAGGCCCUGGACUCUCUGAAGAGCGAGCGGGAGCAGAAGAAGCACCUCCGCAAGGAGCUGGUCCACCACCUCAGCCUGUGUGACGUCCAAUACACGGGCAGCGCCCACCUCACUUUCACCUCCGCUCCACCUAGUGGCACGGUUACACCUGUCUCCGCCCUGUCGCCCAACUCAGAGGAGCCAGGCAGGUGUAACGGGCAUCUACAUGGAGGGUCAGGAACUGGGACGGGGACAGGGUCACUGCCCAGGGCCAAAGGAGAGUGUCGGGGAGCGGGGAGGAAAGGAGAGGGGAUGGUGUCAGAUCUGUUCAGUGAGAUGAACCUGACAGAGAUACAGAAGCUCAAGCAGCAGCUGCUACAGGCAGAGCGGGAGAAAACAGGGCUGUUGAUCAGCCUGCAAGAGUGUCAGACGCAGCUGCAGCAUACACAGGGUGCCCUGAACGAGCAGCACGAGAGGGCCCUCCGCCUCAGCGAGAGAGUCACCGCCCUCAGGCACCUGCACCGGGAGGCCCAUCUCGCCCAGGAGGCCCAGCACGACCAGGAGGCCCACCUCAACCGAGAGGCCCUGAUGGAGCAGGGAGAAGAGGAAGAGGAGGAGAAAGAGAAGGGAUUAAUACACAGCAGGGGCCAGGCAUUCUGCCACCAGACCCCGGGUCUGGAAAUCCUCCAGUGUAAAUACAGGGUGGCUGUAACCGAGGUGGUCGAGCUAAAGGCUGAGCUGAAGUCGCUGAGAGAGAGGUACAACCAGUGUGUGGAGGGCGGGGUGGAGGAGAGGACGCGCGGAGAGGCCCAGCACAGAUCUCUGGAGCAGCAGGUGGGGAGGCUGGAGAGGAGCUGCCGGGAAGGUAGGGAGAAGGUGGGGGGCCUGGAGACGGAGCUGAGAACAGCCAAGAACAUGGCCAGCGAGAGCCAGGGGGCGCUCAACGCAGCACAGGACGAACUGGUCACCUUCAGCGAGGAGCUGGCUCAACUUUACCACCACGUCUGCCUCUGUAACAAUGAGACGCCCAACCGGGUGAUGCUGGACUACUACAGACACGGCAGAGGACUAAGAGGUAUCAGUGCCUCGCUCAAGGGUGACGACACCCGCGUUCUACUCACGCCCCGCCUCGCCCGGCGGCUCGCAGCCGUUGCCGCUGCAACCUCUUCGUCCACGGCGGAGUCUCGUAGCCCCUCGGAAUCCCCAUCCAAAGAGCGGUUGUCAGGAGAGGGAGGCCGGGACGGGGGGAGGGACAGAGACAGUCCUGUACCCCGCACCCCUCCUACGGGGUCCCCCAGCAUCAGUGCCUCUUCCUCAUCUUCAUCAUCAUCAUCGUCGCCUGCGGUAGAGCCCGCUGGAGACCUGCGUAGGGAACCCAUGAACAUCUAUAACCUCAACGCCAUCAUCAGAGAGCAGGUGAGGCACCUCCAGAGGGCAGUGGACCGGUCACUCCAGCUGUCCAGACAGAGGGCUGCAGCCAGGGAACUGGCCCCACUGUUUGACAAGGACAAAGAGGCCUGUAUGGAGGAGAUACUGAAGCUCAAGUCCCUGCUCAGCACCAAGAGAGAACAGAUAGCUACCCUCAGACUGGUGCUCAAAGCGAACAAACAGACUGCAGAGAAUGCCCUGGCCAACCUGAAGAGUAAGUAUGAGAAUGAGAAGCACAUGGUGACAGACACCAUGAUGAAGCUGAGGAACGAACUGAAGGCCCUGAAGGAGGACGCUGCCACCUUCUCAUCGCUCAGAGCCAUGUUCGCUACCAGGUGUGACGAGUAUGUCACUCAGCUGGAUGAGAUGCAGAGGCAGCUGGCUGCGGCGGAGGACGAGAAGAAGACGCUCAACUCGCUCCUGCGGAUGGCCAUCCAGCAGAAACUAGCCCUGACCCAGCGUCUGGAGGACCUAGCCUUCGACCAGGAGCAGUCGCACCGCACCCGCGGCAGCAAGGUGGCCCGCAUGAAGAGCAGCACCCCCAAAGUAAGUCCUGCUCCUCCCUCCAGCCCCACCACCGGCGCUGGCGCCCCCUUAAACUUGACCUCUGCUACUACAGACGCACUAGCUCUGAGCUCCCCUACGUCACAUCAUAGACACUCCGUCAGUCCCUCCUCCACGGCCCCCUCAGGCCCCAAAGUACCAGGCAGCCCCCCCUCCCUGGAAGCACUCUCCUCCUCCUGGACCCCCCCAUCCACUCCCCACAUGCUGGAUCACUCCCAGUGGGCACUGGGUGUCCGGACGUUAGAGGUCGACUCCCACAGUUUCAGUCUCGACUCCCAUAGUUUUAGUUUAGAACGUAGCAGUACUGGGCUCUCCAGGCAUUACUCCUCAGAGUCACGGCCGUCUCCUGGCAGGGGUACUCAGCCUGGCUCGGCCCCCUCCUCCCCCUACCGUUCUCCCAUACUGGGGUCUCGCCGGUUGACAUGUAGCUCGCCUCGAACUCGCCCCCUUAGCAACCUGACGCGUACCUCAGCCCUUUAUACCCCCUCUUCUUACACCCCUCCUAGUUCCUAUAUUCCUUCUAGUUCUUACACCCCUUGCUCCCUUUAUACCCCCUCCAGUUCCUAUACCCCUUCAUCUGCUCAUUACUCUCCUUCAUCAUAUACCCCACCCUCGUCGUACACCCCCCACACUUCAUAUAGUCUCACCAGCCGCUACAGUCCACUCUACCCUAGGUACUACGGUUCCCAUCGGCCCCCUCACUGACACUAAAACCACAGUUCCCAUUAACCUCCUCACUGACAACACUACAAAUCCCAUGAGUCCCCUCUCUAAACAGAACUACAUAUUCCAUCGGCACCUUCGCAGACACUAAGCUACAAUUCCCAUCAAUCUCCUCACUGACACUACUACAAAUCCCAUCAGCCUCUUUAAUGAUGCAAAACUACAUUUCCCAUCAGCCCCUGGGAGAGUGGGUGGGGCUCACAGAGAGGAGGACAGACUGGUUUCCUGUUUCUUGUGCCUAAGCCUCUGGCCUCGAUGCAGCAUGUGGAUGUGGCUCUGUAUCGGCGCGAAUGUUCGGACUGACUCUGCUCAGGGAUUUAACACAACAUGGAGCACAAGUGGCCCUGCCUUCCUCUUAUUCACAGACUGUUGAUCGGUCUAAGCUACAGGAGAGACAGGACACUUUACAGACUAUACAUACACAGUAGUUUUGGUCUCGCCCUUUAAAUCAAGUCGCCAUCCACACAAGCAAGUGAAUACGUGUGCAGGACCUUACCGCUGUUUGGAAAGACGGAUGAGAAGGAUGUUUAGGUUAACUGGACAUUUGAAGGAAUUUGUUCACAUGUUGGACUGAGGUCUCCACAGAUCAACCACUUGACAGUGUUAUUCGCUCUCUCUGUUUUUAAUGAAAAUCACAGAUACUGUAGCCAAAUGUCAUUCAAAGCAAGUAUUGGAUAAGACAGAUCAAUGAUUAUGGAUUGUUUGCUAUUUUUAAUUGUUCAGUUAUUACUCACAGCUCUGUACACACUGUCCUCAUAAUGUUAUUGCAGUCAUCCUCACAUCUGCUGUGUAAACCUGGCACAUAUUUGGAGUCUAGCACCACCCAAUGGCAGUUUGUAAUGUCACUGUAUAUUCAGAACUUAGACUGAAGACGACGUUGAAUAUCAUAUUAAACCUGUAACAUAAAUGACCUGGAAUCAGCACACCAUGAUGGUUUUAAUGUUAGCAUUAUGAGACAAAGCGAGAUGGGUGAUUCUGGGUUUCAUAUCAGUAGGCGAGACAGACAGUGAGCUGUGGCUACGUAGCACCCCUAGUGCCUCGGAGGGUAACUCCAGAGGAACACAGCAACAUAGAUGGAUGAAUGUCGUCGACAGAAAACUCACUUACCACCAAACUCAGGGAAGCUGACACACACACACACUUUUCAACUGGGGUUCAACAAGGAUGUAUUGUUAACCAGAAUUAUCCUUACGCUGAUCUAGAAGUAUAGACCAACAUUUGAAUGACAUUUAGGCCAUGGGUUAGUUAGUGUAGAGCUACUGUAUGAUGCAUAGAUGGGAUUCCACCAUUUCUGCACAUGUGAGUGUUUCACCUGUGUAUGUGUGUGCCUUAACAACUACAGCACCUGAUCAGUACAACCUGAUCAGUACAACCUGAUCAGUACAACCUGAUCAUGCCAACAACAACAGUUUUCAUAUUGUUUUUUUGACCCUAUUCAAUAGGUUAGAAUGGACAAUAACAAAGCCUUGCCAGAUGAUCAGCGUAAGUGUCUGUAAGCAGUGCUCUUGAUGAGGGAUACACUGCUACUGGGUGUUGGCCAGUGAAUAGCCUUUGCCAACUUUGGCCCAAUCCAUGCACAGUUUGGUUUUGACGGGAAGAACUAAGGGGACGUGGCUGACGUGCAAACCGAUAUUUAAUUUUUGAAUUGGUUAAAAUGACGUUAAGGUUAUGAGUUUGGUUAAGGGUCGGUUAUAGAUUUUGUGCUAGCUGUGAUGUCAACGGGAUGCUGGUCAGAAAAGUCUCCUUAGUCUCUCCCUGUUUUGACUCCCCUCUCUAGUAUUGACCCAGUCCGGUCUCCCCCUCCCCCGCCAGUCCCAAAUCUGGAGCCCGGAGUACCACAACAACACUGUGUGUCUAUACUCUAACAAUCCCAGUCUCCAUUGGUUCAAGUGAUCUACAUGUUGUUAUAACAGGCAAUAUGGAGCAAAAAAAAAACGCAUUUGACAGGACUCCUCUCAGCUACAUGGUUGACAACGUUAGGUGAACAUUAAUAUAUUUCUCACAACAGAAAUACUCACUGUUCUUGCACUCAUUGUCGGGCUGAUUCAACUGGUGGAAUGUUUUUUUCCCCAAUAGUCAUCUAAUGGUGACUGUACAGAAACACAAUGAACACUGUAGAUUUGGCGUGGGAACCACCUCAGUGACCUUCACGUUUCUAUAUAUGGAGUUAGUAUUACUCUGUUUCAUUCAUUACCCUUCAUCACGUUAGCAAUUACUUGACAUGAGUCUGUCCUUCACUCCGGUUUCUACAUCUGCACCAUCUACCUGCCUUGACACAACACUGUAUGCCUGUUACUUUGAGUAGUAGUUUGUAGUUGUAGUAUAGUGUAGGUUAUAAUAUGGAACAUCUCCAUCGUAGGGUAAAUUAGCUGAAUAUUAGCUGGAUAUAGAUCUUUUCUGCAAUAAGGGAAUAAAAAGUGAAAGAUUGUCAAAUAUCAAAUAGAUGCUAGGGGUCGCCGUCUUAGCUUCUCAAGAAAGGAAACCAGGUUGACCUCCUCUCUGUGAAACCCUCCUCGUUCCGCCCGACUCGCACUCUCCAAUAUACACACACACACACAUCACACACCCACCAAACUCAUUCCUGUCUUCGGUCCCGCGACAUCAUAAUUCCAUACGUAAAUGCAAGAGGAUUUUAAUCCUGUCAAAUGCGUUUUUGACCUCCUUCCCCUUUCCAAUGUAUUCGUUUCCCACCACAUCUAUUGGCCUGUGAUUUCUCCCUCUAUGUGAAUACAGUGAAUGCCAUUUUCCUCUUCUGCUCUCUGUUUCAGGCGUCUUUCAUAAUGUGGAACAUUGUCAAUCUAAACAUCCUUGCCUGUGCUAACGCCAUAUCCAUUUCCAGGCAGACUGUUAAUAGUUACCACUGAUUGUCAGCCUGUUAGCUUUUGAGCACUUCAUAUGCAUGUGUAUAUAACACAGGGUAUUGGAAAGCUGUAUGCUGUGUACAUUGCUGUGUUCAUACUCUUCGUAUAUACUGUAAAUAUCAUGUAUAAAUGACCUGUA